Molecule: messenger RNA, 1516 nt
Organism: Stylophora pistillata
Lineage: Eukaryota; Metazoa; Cnidaria; Anthozoa; Scleractinia; Pocilloporidae
Product: NEDD8-conjugating enzyme Ubc12
Source: RefSeq, a predicted model, not a curated record
GGCUCUUUCCUCGUUUAGAUUCGAGCAGAUAGAGGGGAAUUUGCUGAAUUUUGUUGGUUGUGUGGAUUAUAUUAGAGCCAUGAUCAAGCUUUUUUCUUUGAAGCAACAAAAGAAGGAAGGAGAAGGUGCAAAGACAGGGACGAAGAGGGCUUCUGCGGCGCAACUAAGAAUAACGAAAGAUGUACGGGAUCUCGAGCUUCCAAAAACAUGUCAAAUAGAAUUUCCUGAUCCAGAUGAUCUUCUAAAUUUCAAGCUCAAUAUUUCACCAGAUGAGGGAUUUUACAGAAAUGGCAGAUUUGUUUUUAGUUUUAAGGUUGGUCCAGGAUAUCCUCAUGAUGCUCCAAAAGUCAAGUGUGAAACAAAAGUUUAUCAUCCUAACAUUGAUUUAGAAGGAAAUGUCUGUUUGAACAUUUUGAGAGAGGACUGGAAACCUGUUCUUACAAUAAAUGCAAUAAUAAUUGGAUUACAAUAUCUGUUUUUGGAACCAAAUCCAGAGGAUCCUCUUAAUAAAGAUGCUGCUGAAGUUCUUCGAAGUAACAGGCGGUUGUUUGAACAGAAUGUGGGGAAAUCCAUGAGGGGAGGAUAUGUCGGAAGUGUCUACUUUGAACGUUGCCUCAUAAAAUAAUGCCUUCACUGGACACAUUAGAGAGCUUGCUCUCUAUUUAUUAACACUUUAACUAUUGCAAUGCAAAUUUGCUAAGAUCAAAGCCAAAGAGGAGUCUGAUGCCAGGCACUUAUGAACAUUUCAAGGGACACCAGACACAUAUGGAGGACUCUGAAACUACUAUAAACAAAUCUUAAACCCUUAAUUUUCUAGAUAAAGAUUGUUUUUAGCCAAAGCUUUUAACCCUCUUUUUCUCUUAAACCUUAGCAUUUUCUUUCCAUGGGAAUGAUUAAGCUUUGAAGUUAAAUUAAAUGUAUUUAACUGGAAACCCCUUAGUUCUUUUUACUCUUCUUAACUGUUGCUUUCUGAAAAUUUGCAGAGGCAAACUUCAACUCCUGUGGUCUGUGUUUCAUGGCAUUUCACAAGUUUCUCCCAAAUUAAGCAGGACAGAAGUUAGGGAAACCUUUGCUCUGCUAUAAUUACUAAGUAGCUAAAAUAUGUAUGAAUAAUUUUGAGGGUUUUCUCAACAAAAAUAAUACAGAAAAUACCAUCAACUGAUCUGUGGUUUGAGUCUUUAGGUGUAAGGUUGUUAUAUGAACUUCCUGAUAUGCAGUGCUAGAUUUCUUAUUUUUUCCUCUGAAUAAGAAAAAUGAUUUUCUUCUAGUCUUUACCUACAAAAAUGCAUUUGAUUAGAUUAUGAAGGUAAAGUUAGGAGACAAGGAAUGGUCAUUGAUUUUAUUGUUCUUUAGCAGUCUUGUAUAUCGUUGUUUAAAAGUGUUUCAGUUCUCAGCUUCAAUUGUCUGUUGUAAUUGCUACAUAGGGAGGGAAUAUUGCUGUACUGAUAUGUGAAAUCUAGAAUAGACAUUUUUUGUACAGUUGUGUAUAAAAUAAACAUAGUAUGCUGUGUAAGCA